AUGCGUGCCACUAUCUUCCUAUCUACGCUGGCUGUUGUCUACGCGGCUCCUGCCCCUCAGAUGAUCAACAUUGGUGCAGUCGAAGCUCAGAAAGUCACCACCGUUGUCCCUCCGGCUGCUGCCGCAACCGACGCCGUCGUCUACAAUGCAGCAAGCGCUGCUUCGAAAGCCGCUGAAGAGAUCACUGCCAACGGCCUAUCGAAGCGCACCGAUUGCGGAGUCCAUGAUCUAUGCUGUGUCCAGCCCGACGGCUUUGGCCUGGUGGCUUCUCCGGAUACUGUAGAUGCUUUCUUGGCCUCUCCGGUGUACUCCGAUAUCGCUGGUGAUGCCCCGGCACCUCAAGGGUACAGCCGGCCAUUUUCAAACCUCCAGGCCUCGACUUCGGCGCCUGGCUACCUUGGUCUCUACACGCUCUCGUCGUAUGAUACCAUCAAAUGUCAGCAGCUUUGCGAUGCUGAAUCCGCUUGCUACGGCUUCAAUAUUUACAUGGAGCGCGACCCCAGUGUUAAUCCAGCCGCCGAUCUCUGCCCGAACCCACCGAGCAUUACCAACUUCAAGUGCACGCUGUGGGGUGCUUCGCUCACCGCUGAGACUGCCACCAACCGGGGCCAGUGGCGCGAGCAGUUCCAGGUCGUCAUCGCAGGCUCAAACGGCUACAACAAGCUCGCCACUCCUCCUGCACAAGACGGCUUCAAAGGACCCACUCGCCUUGGCGGCGCGAUCCAGGCACCGCUGAACAGCGCCGGCCAAGACACCUACAUCGGCAUGCACUUCUUUCCCGGCGUCUACGACCCCAGCCAAUGCGCCGCUGCCUGCAAAGCCACGACCGAGUACAACCGCCGCCAUGCCACUAACGGCGACUUCAAGUCCUGCGCUUUCUUCAAUUCUUACGUCUUGAGCGAGAACAACGUCGCUCAGGGCACGUACUGCUCUUUCUAUACGCAGGUGUGGGACGCGAGAUACGCUACCAACUACGGUCAGCAUCGCGGCGACUCUUACUACAGCGUCAGCCAGAGCUAUGCGUACACUGCGGAGACCAGGGUGGUCAGUCAGCUUCCUUAG
Molecule: messenger RNA, 1062 nt
Organism: Coniosporium apollinis CBS 100218
Lineage: Eukaryota; Fungi; Ascomycota; Dothideomycetes
Exons: 4
Coding region: 1-1062 (353 amino acids)
Source: RefSeq, a predicted model, not a curated record